UUUUGGUUAGACUCCAAAAUUAAUAAUUUAUUUUUUAUAUGAGGUAAAAACGCUUUUGACUUUUUGUUUUCAAGAACUGUUUGAAUUUUUGCGGCUACGGAUUUGUAAAUUUUGGAUUAUACUAACUUCUUAAAUUCGCGGUCAAAAUAUUAUAAGAACUUGUGAAAAGUAAUUUUUCAGUAAUGGACGCUAGCUCACAUCCCAGUCUUACUUAUUUAAAAUCGCACUUUGAGCUAGAAGAUAGCAUUUUAGAUCAAAUACUUUUAUUGGAAGAUGAGUACAAGAACCACUAUGAACUCCAUACCAAAGAACUGAAAAAACAGGAAUUUUGGGUUAAUCGGAUGGUGAUAUUAACGGAACGCUUACAUAAAGUUGAAAACUCAGAUAUUUAUUGCGAAUACCUAAGCCAUGAGUUUGCGAAUUUACCAAAUGAGCUUAUACGGGAAUAUGGCAUCAAGCUAGGAAACUUACGAAGCUCAAUUUGUCGUUUAAUGGUUUCCAUCCACAAUUUGAAAAAGACAUGUCUUAAAUUCGAGGAACUAUGUUCACGUUUAGACAUGUCUGUUCAGAGUCCAUUGAUAACUGGUGAUGAAUUUCAUAAGCCGUUAGGAUAUUUCAUGGAAUUCUUGCCAAAUUUGUUCAAGUAUUUCCAUGCAAGAACUUUGAAGUUGAAAUGUUGCGCCCAUCUGCUCGAUCCAGAAGAAUUUGAAUGUUUGGGAAACUAUAUGGAAUUGGUGAAGAGGAACGAUGAUUUUGAACAUUACUUCAGAAAGGGAAUGGUCUAUUGUAAUUGCUUCAGUCGUGAGAAAUUACAAUGUAAGUGAAUAUGGACGAGAGCAAUUUUCAAGAGCUGCCUACUGUCGAUACUAAGUAUAAAUCAGAUACCAAAAUCAAAAAAAAAAUGUGAAUUUAUUUUUAUAAUGUUAUUUUUAUUUCUGCGUUGAAAUAA
Molecule: messenger RNA, 949 nt
Organism: Teleopsis dalmanni
Lineage: Eukaryota; Metazoa; Arthropoda; Insecta; Diptera; Diopsidae
Exons: 4
Coding region: 183-824 (213 amino acids)
Source: RefSeq, a predicted model, not a curated record